This is a messenger RNA of Mytilus trossulus (common blue mussel), 626 nucleotides long. RefSeq lists its product as uncharacterized. Gene Ontology annotation, molecular function: protein binding. Bases 66 to 617 code for a protein of 183 amino acids. The transcript is spliced from 3 exons. Lineage: Eukaryota; Metazoa; Mollusca; Bivalvia; Mytilida; Mytilidae. The record is from RefSeq and is a predicted model, not a curated record.
UUUUUCCUCCAUUCAGGAGAUAUUCUAGAAUAGGAACGCUGAAUAACCUCAAAGUUAAACGAAUAAUGCCACUUGUUUUUACCUACAUCUUGUAUGUUUUGGUGCCGAUCAUCUUGAACCAGGUAUAUGUGGAUGCCAACGGACCUCAGUGUAUAGAAUGUGGAAAUGAUCGAAAGGGGCGAUUUUGUCGUGAAAAUAUCGAUGAUAAUGGUCAGUCUUCAUAUACUGCAUUUACAUUCACUUUAGAUCAUAAUACUAUAAAAUGGAAAAAGGGAGAUAUAGUGAAAUACACCCGUAAACUCACUAAUAUUGGCAACUGUUACAAUACUAAUACGGGUAUUUUUACUGUUAAAACGAAUGGUGUUUACGCUGUGUCAGCUGCUAUGAUAGGAGGCCCAUUCCAAUCAACUCAUUAUUCUCUCAGGAAGAAUGGAGAGCAGAUGGUGUGGUUGUUCACUGGUCCUCAAUACGAUAUGGCAGCUCAAACUAUCAACCUUAUACUGAAGAAAGGAGACAGGCUUUGGAUACAAUUAGAAUGGUUACCCGUUCACAUUUAUCAUAUAAAACACCCUUAUCAUCAAUUCAGUGCAGUUCUGAUAAAGGCAGGAAAAUUUUGAACAAAUUAA